AUGGGCGACUUCAUUGACGAACCAAUCACCCUCUCCUCGCACGCCCUCGAUGCGCUCAAGGAGUUCUACUCGGAGCGCGAUGUGCACACGGAGAAGUUUGAGCAGCUCAAGGCCGACGCCGGGGAGGACCCGGACAGCAAGCAGGCGCCGCUGAGUAUGGCGGCAUUCCGGGAGGACUGGCAGGAGAGUCAGUUCUGGUGCUUGGCCCAAUACCACAGGGGCCGCGCCAGCACGGUCGAGGACCCAGGGGGUAUAUAUGCGGAGGACUAUUCAGACGAGACGGCGAGACUGUUGGCGGGCCAGCUGCUCAAGGGCGCAGCCGAGGACACAACGAUUGCAGUCGUGUCGGCGCCAAGUGUGUUUGUUGCGCUCAAGAACCUUUUGAACGAGACCGAGGAGGCCUCUCCCAAGCCGAAGCUCAUCCUCCUGGAGCACGAUCAGCGCUUCUCCGUCUUCCCGGAAUUCGUGUUCUACGACUACAACCAGCCCGCCAAAUUGCCUGACACACUCAAAGGCAGCGUGGACUGCAUCAUCAUCGACCCUCCGUUCCUGAACCCAGACUGCCAGACCAAGAUGGCACUCACGGCGCGCUGGCUGAGCAAGCCGAACACAGAAGACAUGCGGGCCAUCCUGGUGACGGGCGAGAGGAUGGAGAGCCUGGUCCUCAAGCUGUACAAGAACUUUGGGCUGCGGACGACGACGUUCGAUGUCGUGCACAUGGGGCUGAAGAACGAGUUCUACUGCUAUGCCAACUUUGUAGACGACGCGUGGAAGUGGAAAGAAAGCUAG
Molecule: messenger RNA, 789 nt
Organism: Neoarthrinium moseri
Lineage: Eukaryota; Fungi; Ascomycota; Sordariomycetes; Amphisphaeriales; Apiosporaceae
Exons: 7
Coding region: 1-789 (262 amino acids)
Molecular function (GO): protein-lysine N-methyltransferase activity
Source: RefSeq, a predicted model, not a curated record